Prorocentrum cordatum is the source of this 534-nucleotide messenger RNA. NCBI's taxonomy places the organism in Eukaryota, Dinophyceae, Prorocentrales, Prorocentraceae. The record is from the annotation of a GenBank genome assembly.
AUGUCCGAGCUCGACCCCGCAGAGCAGGAGCGCAUGCUGGACAUCCUGGUCGCCACCAACGUGCACUUCGUCCAGGCGCCGGACGGCAACAGCUUCUCGGCCAAGAUCCGCACCGUGCGCGACCACAACGCGAAGCGCAGGGUCUCGCCCGGCUCGCCGCGUUUCUCCACGUCGCCGUCGGCCCGGGGCCCCGGCUCGCCGAGGGCGCUGGUGUGGCCGACCUCGGCGCCGCGGUCGCCGCGGGACUCGGGGAGCCAGCUCGCCCUCGCCGACGCGGCGGUGAGGUCGCCCCGCGUGCAGCAGCUCGCGAUCGCCGGCCGCGGGCCCGCUCUGUCGGACCCCGCCGCCGCGGACGGCGCCGCGGGUUGGAGGCCGGCGGCAGCCGCCAGGCAGGCGGGCGAGCCGUACUUGAGCAUCGCGGACAUCCGGAGUGCACAGGCCAGGCUGGACCUCGGGAGGGCAGCGUCGCCAGCCCUGCAGCACCAGAGCACCAGGGAGCUGGGCGGGCGGGCGAGGACGCCGGUGCGGGGCUGA